AAAACGCCGAGUCUGAGAUAUCUCCCACAUUGCCCAUUUAGUUGAACGACCACCUUGUAUUUAUGAAGAAGAGCAAAGCGCUGCUCAAAAAUCUACAGAAAGCUGAUAAAGAAUACGAGCAGGCGCUGAGGAAUGCGAGCCAGAAGGGUGAUACCUCGGCAGCCGCUUUACUAGCCCUAGGCUCUAUAGAUGCCACGGGCGCUAUCACAAGCGUAGCCCAGCUACUGAACGAGAUUAACCAAUCAUUUGAGGGUUAUUCGAGCGAGCUAUUCAAAUCUAGGCAGGCAUUAGCUGAACUUGUCAGCCAGGAGGAGAGAUACUCGCUUGUAGAUAGAGAUAGAGAGAUUCUUGUUCAGCAAGUGAUAAAAGCUUCUUCCAAGAAAUCCAAUGGCAGUGCACCUGAGAAACUACUGAGUUCUCAAAGGGAAUUGCGUGCAUGUGAAGUACAUCUCUCUGAAAUUGAGGUCGAUUUGAUGACGAAUAGACAACGUAUCAUAUACAGCUCUAUAGAAGGAAGACUAAAGUCGUUAGUGGACCUUGGCGAUAAUCUUAUUAGAUUUGGUGAACAUGGCUUAGAAAAUAUCCAGUUGCUGCCAACUUCAGCGAAUCUCCUGGAUAAUCCAUCAAUUGACUCACUCAGUCCCUCUCAAUCUGCCUCACAAGUACAGGAAGAUACACCUAACAUCUCCGGUCCAAUUACUGCCAUAAAGAAUCCAAACCUCAAGCGUGGACACAGCGAUGCCGCAAGAGCCGUACAAAUAGUCCAGCCACAGGAUACACCGAAACCUUCUAUGUUCACUGAGCAGUUCAGCGAUUCAUCCAUACAAUCUCCUGGACCUACAACAACCAAAGCGAUAAGACAACCGCUCAUCCCAGAGCCUUUAUACCAACAACAGAGUCAGAAGAAGUCGGGAGGCUUCUUCAGGAGACUCUUUGGUGGUGGUAAAAAGGAAAAAGCACCAAAACAAGCUAAAAAGCACCAAAAGGAAACAGAAGUCGACACCCAUCAGAAAAAAAGCCUCUUUAGCAUCGGAUUUGGUUCUAAGUCUUCACAUCCACAAACUGAUUCAAAUGACAAUCGUCGUAAAUCAUUUGAUGGUUGGCAAACAAGGACUGCAUCUAACAUCAAAUCCCUGGAAAGAGACGAUUCUAGUGACGAGGACAAUGUGGGUGCAAAAUAUAUAACAGUUCAGAAUAAAAAUCCACAAGCCAUUAUCGCGGACAAUCUAAGUCGCCAAUCCAGCGUUGCAUCUAAUCAAAGCAAGAGAAGGAGAUCCACUCAUCGUAUAUCUCAAAGUGCACUUAGAUCCAACAGCGUUGGUAAUGGCAGACGUGUGUCAGACUUACCAGAAAGACCAUCAUCUGCCGCAAGUUUACCGAUACUUACACAAACUGCCCAGCAAAAACAUGCUAAGCAGGCCAAGAAAACGGAAAGAUCAUCAAUGCAACAACAAAAGAUAACUGCAACACCUUUACUUCCACCAAAAGUACCAACAAAAAAUGCAGUAUCAAACGGAAACAGUCAACGCCGCAGACCAACUAGCACAAGCGUGCGCCAUCGCAAAGCCGUUGUACAUCCAAACUUGAUGAGUAUUGUUGAGGGCGAUGGUGUUGACCAAGACUUUAAUCCAGCAGCUGCGGUGGUUAGCCAACCAAAAGGCAAAGGUAAAGAGCGGGAGCAUUUACCUUUAACAUCUAACCAGACACGUCGUAUUUCAGCUAACAAUGAAAGUAUAGCGCCAAUUCGUAAAGGUAGUAACAGGUCAAGCAGAUCAGAACAACUGCCUAAGAAUGUUAGCUGGCGUGAUCAACCACUCGUACAACGCUCAAAUUCUGUACAAUGGGCCAGUAGGCCACGGAGAAACAGCACCAGCAGCUCGUCAGAUGAAGAAGGCAGUUAUGCAUACAAUGCUGCCAGAGCGAAAUUAUCUCCACUUGACUUUUCUACACUAAAAUAAGAAGAAAGACACUCAUUAAUAAAACAAAUUAAUAACAAAAUGUUGUACUACCCAUUCCUUAAUUUAAUAUUUUACGCUCGCCAA
This is a messenger RNA of Wallemia mellicola CBS 633.66, 2042 nucleotides long. RefSeq lists its product as hypothetical. The record is from RefSeq and is a predicted model, not a curated record. NCBI's taxonomy places the organism in Eukaryota, Fungi, Basidiomycota, Wallemiomycetes, Wallemiales, Wallemiaceae. Bases 63 to 1958 code for a protein of 631 amino acids. The transcript is spliced from 4 exons.